This is a messenger RNA of Fibroporia radiculosa, 4275 nucleotides long. RefSeq lists its product as uncharacterized. Gene Ontology annotation, cellular component: intracellular anatomical structure. NCBI's taxonomy places the organism in Eukaryota, Fungi, Basidiomycota, Agaricomycetes, Polyporales, Fibroporiaceae. The transcript has 5 exons. Gene Ontology annotation, molecular function: RNA binding; ATP binding. The record is from RefSeq and is a predicted model, not a curated record. The coding region runs from base 1 to 4275 and encodes 1424 amino acids.
AUGUCUCGUCACCUCGUUAUGCAGGGCAAAUUGCGCCGAGGUCUCGUCCGACGUUCACGAGCCAUCGUGUCGUCUUGGGCUAAACAACUCUGUAUCGGUGUUCUUCAUUUGCAUAAGUCGGGAAUCAAGCACCUUGCGCCGAUUAGAGAUCUUGGAAGUGGCAAGUUGUUAAUCGUUGGUUGGUUCCAUAUGCGCCUUGCUUUCCUCCUACGUUCAAGGCGCCGCCUCAUGCAAUUGGACCCUCAGAAACGGUCCCCUCAGACAACCCCGCCCCUCAAACGUCUCUUCUCUGCAGCCCCCUCCUCUUCAUUCCAGGCGCUCGCUGAUCCCGACGGCCAGCGUCCCGGCAAGAUCCCAAAAUUAGAAAGUAAAAGCGUCCCCUCAUCUUCAAUGCCGCCGCCACCGCACCCUCGUCGCAAGCCUGGGCCUGGCCCGUCGUUGCUAUCCCGUAUGCCUUCCUCGGGGCCUUCGCAUUCAUCUGGAGGCAAGAGUCGCAGAGGCAAGGCGUCAGCAAUGCUGCCAAAGACCCUUCCAGAUCCUUUUUGCGACGAGGCAUACAUCGCUAGGACGUAUCGCAUCAAACCGCUCAAGCCUGUAUGGGAGGAGAACCCCAAGUCCCCGCUCGCAAACUUCCUCAAUUCAAAGUGGUCCCGGCAGCCAGAGUACGAGACUAUACAGGGCAUUGGGGCAAACGGGAAGACGUUAUGGAGAGCGACUGUGAAAAUCCGCGGGGAUGAAUGGGAUAUUACAGGCACUGGUGAUCAUGCAAUUAGGAGGGAUGCUGAGAAGCUUGCAGCGCUGUCUGCGAUGUACCAGAUGGAUGCUCUCGGUGUGUUUGAUCAAAAGUCUGCUCCGAAGAGGCAGAAAAAGUCAGAGCCAGAGCCAGAGGUCUCACCUUCAGAGGUGAAGUUGUCUGACGGUAGCGUUGUCGACUACGAGCGCGGACGACAGUUCAUGGAUUAUUAUUGCCGACGCUUUGGAUUUGGGCGACCUGAAAUUUCAUACACGAUGUUAAAUCCACGCAGCAGCAAGUCCUAUUGGCAAGCGGAUAUGACCGUUGACGGGCGCCGGAUCGGAUUUGGCAAAGGUGGGAACAAGAAGAUGGCUAUGACAAGCUGCUAUGUGGACGUUACACAAUAUCUAGAGCAAUGUGACCCCGAUAUUUGGUCGAAAUUCGUGCAGGACGCUAGAACAGGCAAGGACCUCGGUUUGGCGCCGAAGGUCCUCUUCCAGAUUGACGAAGCUUUGCAGGAAAAAGUCGAGGACCUUUGUGAUAACAUUCAGAAGAGCACACUGUAUAAAAAUCGUCCGAGUAGGCGACCUGCUCAGCUUAACGGCGAUGCGUCUGGUUCGGCUAAUCCCGAUAUGCCUACUGGUCCCCGUGCACCGUAUCGAAGACCGGUGCCACUGACGUGGCUGGAGUCGAGGUCGCAGCAACUUCGCGCAAGGCGGGAAUCGUAUCUCAAUGACUCACGUAUGUCCACAAUGCGCGCGCAACGUGCUGCGUUGCCUGUAUACACAAAAUCGGACGAUCUGUUGAAGCAUAUCCGAGAUCAUGAUGUCACCAUUUGUAUGGCGGCGACAGGCUCAGGCAAAACGACCCAGAUACCGCAGCUGAUUUUGGACGAUAUGAUUGACAGAGGGGAAGGGGCCAAAUGUAAUAUUGUCUGCACUCAGCCUCGUCGGAUUGCUGCGAUCAGCGUCGCCGAUCGUGUGGCGAAGGAGAGGGGGGAAGUUGUUGGCAAAGGAUCAUCUAUCGGAUAUCAAGUCAGGUUUGAAUCUAACCUUCCCGAGGAACAUGGUUCUGUUACGUUCUGCACUACUGGCAUAUUCCUGAAGAGGAUGCAAUCUGCGCUACUCGGCGGUGGACCAAUGGGUCGCAGCCUCGAUGAUGUCACCCAUGUACUUGUCGAUGAAGUUCACGAGCGGGAUGUUGACACAGACUUGCUGCUAGUCGUGUUGAAGCGUCUGCUCGCGGAACGCAAAAGUCGCAACAAACCCAUCAAGAUAGUGCUCAUGAGCGCCACAAUUGAUCCUAAGCUCUUCCAGGAAUAUUUCCGCGACGAGGAGGGCCGGCCGACAGAGGUCAUCGAGAUUCCUGGGCGAGCAUUCCCCGUCGAGAAACACUAUUUGGAUGACUUUUCGCAUGACCUUGCCGGCAAGGGAUCUUCGUCUGGGGUUUUCCAGGACGAAUCGGUACAGAAAUAUCUCGUGCAUCAGCUAGGCGCAGCCGCACCGGUGCCUCCAGGCCGGGGUACUAGCCGUCCUCAUGGAUCGAACAACUCCCCCUCUACUACCGCGGGACCGCCAGAAAGCUCUCGGGACGAAGACAUUGAAAUCCCUAUCCCUCUGGUGGCUUUGACAGUUGCCCACGUUUUAAGAAAAACCGACGAUGGGCAUGUUCUAGUAUUCUUGCCUGGUUGGGACGACAUAAUUGCCGUACAAAGGUUCCUGAGAGAGAAAGAGCUCCUAGGCCUCAAUUUUAACGAUUCUGACAAGUUCAGGAUUCACCUCUUGCAUUCCACUAUCCCGGUGGUUGAGCAGCAGGCCAUCUUUGACCCACCUCCACAGGGAAUUAGGCGCAUUAUUCUUGCGACUAACAUUGCGGAGACGUCUGUCACUAUUCCCGAUGUCGUCUACGUCGUCGAUAGCGCCCGGGUAAAAGAACAGCGGUACGAUCCCGAGCGCCACAUCUCUUCCCUGGUCUCCGCGUGGGUUGGAAAAUCCAACCUCAAUCAACGUGCAGGGCGCGCAGGACGACACCGAUCGGGUGAAUAUUAUGGUAUAUUGGGCCGAAAAUUUGCGGACAAUUUGCACCCACACCAGAUGGUCGAGAUGAAGCGUGUCGAUCUCAGUAAUGUAGUGAUGCACGUUAAGGCGCUCAAUUUCCCCGGGAUGACUGUCGAAGAAGUACUUGCAGAGACUAUUGAGCCACCCUCGCCUGAUCGCGUAGCUGCCGCAAUGAAGGCAUUGCAAAUGGUCGGUGCCCUUGAUCAGGGAAACGACCUGACUUCGCUUGGGCGUGUACUCCUCCAGCUGCCUGUGGAUGUGCAGAUGGGACGACUGGUUCUAUACGGCAGCUUCUUCCGUUGUCUCGAUCAGGCGCUGACUCUUGCAGCCAUCUUGACGAACCGGGAUCCGUUCGUUUCGCCCAUGCACCUCAAGGCCGAGGCUAACGCCAGGAAAAACUCGUUUACCUCGGACGAUUUCCGCUCAGAUGCGCUGGCCACGCUGAAUGCCUACAACUCGUGGUGGGAACUGCAGCGGAAGGGCAUGUACGUUGCCGCGAACAAGUUUUGUGGGGAAAAUUUCCUUGCGAAGCCGACACUGCUUAUGAUUCAGAAGAUCAAGGAGCAUAUUAUGCAGUCGUUGUAUUCGAUCGGUAUCAUCGAUGUAUCGGCUGGCGGAAAUGUUUCUAUACCAGCGGCACCCUUGAGGGGAGGUAAUUUUGCCGUACCCCCCGAAUUGAACCGCAAUGGCGGCUCGUCCCCCGUCCUUGCGGCUCUCAUUGCUAUUGCAACACAGCCGAAGUUUGCGCUUCGCACCGGCGAGAAGACUUAUCGUACUGCCACGGACAAGACGGCCUUUAUCCAUCCUUCGAGUGUCAAUCACCGCAAGAGGGAGAUUCUCGAGCAUGAGGAAGGCACUGCACUCAUUGAAAAGCAGAUUAUAUCUUAUGCUGAGAAGCGACAGAACAUCUCAGCUGGAGUCUCAAAUGCUCAGAAGUUCCUCGUGACGACCUCUCGACUCGAUCCCCUUACAUACCUCUUGUUUGGCGCGUAUAGGAUAGAGGUAACCGCGCGCGGACUCGAAUGUGACGAGUGGCUUCCGAUUGUCGGUCGGCAGGAUGCAUUGGAUGAGCUGGAACAGCUUAAGAUUACAAUGCAGGCAUGCAUGCUUCGGGUGUUUGAAGGGAUCAUCGCACGACAAUCGCAGCCCGGCAGGCGCCGAAAUCAUAUCCGCAAUGACGGUAAAGAGGAGGAGUCAGGCGAUGAAGACGAUGCAAUCCGCCCGUUGACCGGCGUUGAGGUCACAGAACUCGAUUUGAUGGCGGAAGACAUUGUAAAUUUGUUGAACAGCUAUAGUAAGUAUCGAGUAUCAAUGCAGUCUCGUCAAAAUUCCCGGCCUGCGACACCCAUGGACUCCCCCUCCUUCUUGUCGUCGCGGUUACCCUCGCUAGGUGGUUCUAGGUCGGGAUAUUCAACACCCUACCAUGUGGGUUCGACAUUCAGUUCGAGGCCAAGCACACCGAGCCGGCUAUCACGAAGGUUAUGA